Molecule: messenger RNA, 342 nt
Organism: Chaetomium globosum CBS 148.51
Lineage: Eukaryota; Fungi; Ascomycota; Sordariomycetes; Sordariales; Chaetomiaceae
Exons: 2
Coding region: 1-342 (113 amino acids)
Source: RefSeq, a predicted model, not a curated record
AUGCGUGCGAAAUACGGCAUCCUCGACUGCGACUUCUACAACUUCGACGAGACGGGCUUCAUGAUGGACAUGAUACGGCCAGGCAUGGUGGUUACGCGCUCGGAUCGGGUUGGUAAACUCAAGGCCAUUCAGCCGGGCCAUCGAGAAUGGGCGACGGCAAUUUGCAUCAUCGCUGGCGACGGGGGUGUAUAUCGGAUGCUGGUGCUCAAGGGUCAUGAGUGCCACGUCAAUGCCGAAUUCGAGGACUACUGCAAGGAGAACAACAUUGUCACCAUAUUUGUCUGCCUCCGCAUUCCUCGCAUCUUACCCAGCCUCUCGAUGUCGGGUGUUACAGCGUCUUGA